Messenger RNA from Setaria italica (foxtail millet), 1004 nucleotides. Its product is annotated as PLAT domain-containing protein 3. The record is from RefSeq and is a predicted model, not a curated record. The coding region runs from base 106 to 675 and encodes 189 amino acids. Gene Ontology annotation, molecular function: protein binding. Lineage: Eukaryota; Viridiplantae; Streptophyta; Magnoliopsida; Poales; Poaceae. The transcript is spliced from 2 exons.
AAACCUAUCAACUACGCUUCUGUCCUAUAUGAUCCGCACCCACUCCCCCCAUUCCCCGCAAGCUCAGUCACCCAGUCGCUCCAAAACCUGAUCGGAUUCGCAUCCAUGGCCAAGUUCGCCGUCCUCCUCCUCCUCGCCGUGGCGGCCUCCGCCACCGUGCUGGCGCACGGCCGCGAGCUCCCGACUCAAAUCAAGCUGGUGAGAGGCGCGGUCGCCGCCGCCGGCGGAGGCGUGUCCGGCGACAGCAUGGAGUGCGUGUACACGGUGUUCAUCCGGACGGGGUCGAUCUGGAAGGCCGGCACGGACUCGAACAUCACACUGGAGCUGGCGGCGGCGGACGGCAACGGCGUGGGGAUCACGGACCUGCCGUCCUGGGGCGGGCUGAUGGGGCAGGGCCACUCCUACUUCGAGCGCGGCAACCUGGACAUCUUCAGCGGCCGCGGACCCUGCAUGGCGAGGCCGCCGUGCUGGAUGCGGGUGGCCUCCGACGGCACGGGGCCCCACCACGGGUGGUACUGCAACUACGUCGAGGUCACCGUCACGGGCCCGCACAAGGGGUGCGCGCAGGAGCUCUUCACCGUCGAGCAGUGGCUAGCCACCGACGCGCCACCGUACAAGCUCGAGGCCGUCGUCGACCAUUGCGCCCGCGCCGGCGCUGGCGCCGCCGCCGCGUGACGUGGCCUGGGGGUGACGAGUCGGAGCUGCUGCAGUUCGUGCAGCGAGUCGAAUAAUCGAGAGCCUUUGUCGCGUGGGAUGAUGCAUGCGUAGUGAGUAGGUUUGGUGGUUUUGUAGAUGCCCUGUGUUGGAUCUUGAUCUGUGUUUUGAUCUUUUGAGAAAUGGUGAUCUGCGUUAUCAUGAGUGUUGUUUCUUCUAGCUUGCCGGCGCUUCAGAUAGCGUCUAUAUCCAGUCUGCUCGGGUACUGUAGCAAGGCUUUGCCGGCUUCUGUAGCUGAAGCCAGCACAACCGAGCAUCAUGGACAGCACCAUCCUUGAUUGUCAUUCUAA